UUAAUUGUCAAACUGUCAAAAAACUUCAAAGAACGAACAAAACAUUUUUUUUGCAGUUGCUGUUUAUUAUGGACCAAGUUGAGUGAAAAAUUAUCUAGAAAUUCCAGUUAAAAUCGAAAGAUAAUCUCAUCGCAGAAAAGUUUUAGUUCUCACUGUUAAAACAAAAGAAAAUGCAGAAAAAACUAGAAAACUGCUGAAGAAAAAAACCCAAACAAAGUGCUCAAUUUGUGCUCAUCUGUAGCAAAAGGGAAUAAUCAACAUGUCUGUGCUAUGAUGUGAUUUCAUAGGUUUUUUUUUUCGUACAAGGGAAACAAUUUAGUCAUCCAACGUAAUUCCAUCACAGUUGUGUAAAAAAUCCGGUGAGCUUACGGAUACAGUGAUUUAUUGUUUCGAUAUUCUGGUGCGAAUACUUCGAAAACAAAGAAAAAAGCGUAGGCAGAUUCACCAUGAGUUCUGCCGGAAGUUUCCGUGGGCCCAGCAGUACUGGGAGCAGUGGCCGACAGGAGCCCAGUAAACGUUUUUCAAUUCAUGAUGCCUUCGAGGAAGAAACGGACGAGGUCAUUAAAGUAUAUGGAUCCACUGUGAUAUCGACGCCUAUGCGGGCCAAGGCCAGAUCUCCGGACGAUGUUUCGAUACGGGUGCAUCAUGAUCAAAGGACGCUAAAGUACACCGAUGAUACCACCUCCAGGGACAGCGACUCGUUGAUACAGGAAUACGGCAACCUGUCCUCCAGCGACACCUACACCUACUGCUGGCGCCACCCGAAGGUCCGGGAAAACUGGCGGACCGUCCUGGCUGCGGCCACCCUACUAGUCAUCGGAACCGGCCUGAUAGCGAUGGGAGCGUACGCCAUCGCCGAGCCCCACAACGGGUCACAAGCGGCGGUGUUCUUCGUGGCCGGAUUCAUCUGUUUUGUGCCGGGUGCGUACCACGUGGUGUACAUCUGGCUGGCAGCACGCGGCUACCGGGGAUUCGAUUUCUACCAUUUGCCUUUGUUCACGUAAGACAAAUUCCGAAUGGGAUGGAAAUUCGCGCGAAAUUACACAUUUUAGACAGGUUUGCUCAUGUGUCCUUCCCUGGGGAGAAGGAUCCGUAGAACGGCUUGGGAAAACACUAUAGAUAGUUCGAGGGAAAACGCUCGAUAAUUCGAAAGCGAUAAUGCGGCUUGACGAGAUGUGAUUAAAUUGUAAGUUGUGUAGGAACCUUUUAUAUUAUUUUACAUACACUUUAAGAGCUUCGUUGCUAUUUAAUAUACAUACACUAUCCACUGUAUAAACUUUAUAACAGAAUAUAUUUUAUAUUUUUAUUACUACAACCAAGACUUAUGAAACGCUCUCAAUUUCUUGAUCAAUUUGUCGAAUUUUCGGUUGUUUUAUAUAUUUAUCCGUACGUUAAGAUUAUUUGUUUACGAUCAGCAGUUGACUAACCUUAUAUAAAGAACAAGUUCAUGUGCGAAUCUAAAUUCUCGGCCACAAGAAUGGCUUUAUGAUGUUUUUUUUUUAUAUAUUGCAAUGUUGAAAUACGAACUCAUGCCGUCUCAAGUCUUUGCAAUGAAACAGAAGUGUUCAUUGUAAAAUGUUUAUAAACGUACAUAUUAUUUUUGUCGAGAUCAGAAGAUUAAUGGUGGUUUUUUAUAUUUUUUUAUUCGGUGAAGUAAAAAACAAAUACUAGUUAAAGCAUGUUUUAGAAAAGACUUAUGAGGUUCAAAUCUGUUUUGCAAUACUACUUCCUAUUUUUAGAAAUUCUUUGCCCUUUUUCUAGAAAUUCUUUGGUAUUCCAAAAGUUGUAAAGUCCAGGUUAUCCAGAAAUCUUGCAAGGUGGUUAGUCCGUUCGUAGCUUAAACCGAGACAAACACCGUGGCUAUGGCUUCGUGACUUCGACUCGUAUUUCUUCUGAGGUUUGUGUUUAAUUGCAUCUCUUUCGUCAUACAGUUUUUUUCACGUUUUGAACUUUACAAUAAAAUGAGUAAACUGAAUUUUUGGCAGAAGUAAUGUACUUUUCAUAAAGGUAAUACAAAACUAUUAAAAAACAGAAGCUUUAAAUCUUUACCUAUUUUUUCUAAUGUUUACCUUUGCCCAAAUGAAAAGGAAACAAUGAACACUUCUAUGAUAAAAUUGAUAAUGAAGGUAAAUUAUGUCUGGCAUUGCUCAAUAUCCUGUAACAUCACAACUUACGAAACAUUUUGCUACCAAACACCGCAGGUCACGCAAAACGCCAUCUUCAUCGUUUGCACGUGAUGAUGAUGGCAAUUUAACUAAAUUUUUGUUACAUACUGCGAAUAAAACCAACUCAAAGCUGUUGAUGGCAAACCAAGUUAAGGCCGAAUCGCAGUCGGCAUAAAGUAAAAAAGUCAAUCCUAACACGACACGCGACUGAAACGAUGACAAAAACUUUUAGUUUCUCCCCGUUAUCGCUUUGGAAACAGAAUGAUGGCAUUAGUGCAAACUGUGAAACGACCAACCAAGAACGGAAAUAGUUAGCCGGCUAAUUUGCAUUCGACUGGUGGAACCGCACGUGACUGAAUAAAGUUACAAGAAUAAAGAUAGUUCUUUUAUUUGUACGAUUCACCUGUCUAUAGAGAGAGGAUCUAUUUCGGCAAAGCCGCCUUUCUCGGCCCCAACCCAUUUCCCAUACAAAUUGACAUUUUUUGGCACCGUUGCUACUCUACAGAUACUAACGUGUACCAACAAUUGAAUUGAUUUGAUAAGUACGGCUGACCGAAUGAUAUCGGGUUACGAGAAUCGUAAAUUUCGACUUUUCCGUUCAAUAUAUUAUCAGCGUAGGUUCUCGUUUCAUCAGUUAUAAAGUCUAACCACUGAGAACAAACAUCGUGCUAGUACUUUGAAAAGUGUACUUUAACGAUCACUUCUAAAGCAUAGUAAUGUUGUUACCUUUUCUAAAUUGGUUUUGCGUUGUCAGUGGCACUGCAUUCUUAUGACACAGUUUCAAAAAACAUCUAGCUGGGAUGUUUGUUCUCUGAGUUCAACCAUGCUUGUGCCAUUUUUAUAAAAAUCUAAACUAAUUACCAUGCGGCAAUCCAUCUAAAUAGGCAAGCACAGAUUCUUCCCAGACUUUUUUGAUAGCAAAACAGUGUUGCCUAAAUACUUUUUAUGAUGAGAAAAUGAUAGACAGAAUAAUGGACCUGUUCAAUAUAAAAAAACAGUGGCUAAUAAGCAAUUAAACACGCCUAGUAAAAGUUCCCACAAUUUCACCACGCAAGCACUCCCCCAAAUAAUUAUAAUCAUAACUAUAAUCAGUAUUGUGUAUGGAUUCAUGAAACAGGACGAGACUGGAUGCACGAAGUAUGUAUGUAAUCCUUGAUGCAAACAUUUUUUACUACCCAUACAGCUUUUAACACACCUUCAACUUUGAAAUUGUAUACAACAUAAAUGAAUACAUGAACAGAAAACGCAAGAAAGGGAGUGAUUUACAUUGUAAAUGAUAUUACUAAUAUAUAUUAAUAUAAUAUAAAUAAAAAGGCUUCCGAAACAGAAAAGUAAUAAAAUUAUAAUCAAGAAAUGUUCGACUAAGCAUGUCUCAUUGUGAGCUAGUUAUCAUAAAAUUAGGAUAAAUUUUGGUACAACCGAUCCUAAUUUGAAAUUUUCGCACUAUGUACGUAAUUGAGAGCCCAUCAAUAAAAAGAAUCCUAACGCGUAUAAAAAUAAAAUCUAACUUUAACUAUAAUAAAACUUAACAUGACAAUUAAUUGGACUGAGUGUGGGAGAUUACUCCUGUUGUGUUGAAUUGGUUUGAAUUUAUAAACAACUUAGUUAGCAAUUAUGGAAAGAGCAGGAAAAUUUAUUCAGCAUUUUAACGGUAACUACCAUCGUCACGGAGACAAAACAUUGCAAAUGUACUGUUAUGAUUAUGUUAUGCUUAAUAGGCAUGAACUAGAGAAAAUAUAUCCUUUACAUGGCAAUUUAAAAACCACAUAGUCUAAGGAUAUACAAAGAUUGGAUACAAAUCGAAUAAAAAUUUUUAGAACUAGUAA
Molecule: messenger RNA, 3991 nt
Organism: Armigeres subalbatus
Lineage: Eukaryota; Metazoa; Arthropoda; Insecta; Diptera; Culicidae
Product: transmembrane protein 134
Exons: 2
Coding region: 447-1004 (185 amino acids)
Source: RefSeq, a predicted model, not a curated record